AUGCAGCAGGCCGAUUUUAGAAUGCAGAUCAAGCCAUUGCAAGAGCCCGAGAUUUUAGUCUCCCAACCUUCAUAUGGGGCAUUAUCAAGUUUUUUUUGUUUGCCUCUGAGAACAAGCAAACCUGGCAACAGAAAGGAUACCCUUUUCGUCAUCCUGAAGAACAUAGCUGAGUUUGGUUUUGCCAUUGACAGAACUUCUGAGGUGGGGUUUGAUGAAAUAAUCACUGGAAAACACAGUGUAUCUGCAACUCUUAUAGCUACAGCUCUUUUCAUCUAUGCAGUUUGUUGCAACCUCUUUCGUCCUGAUAAUAUCUUUACGGUUUUUUAUAGAGGAAUGACUGACAGGAGAUGGAACCAUAGCUUGAAAAACUCUCCCAUGGCAAAAGGUCAAGUGCUGGAGGAAAGAAGGAUGAAUUUGCGAAAGGGAAAACAGAUUCAUUGA
Dovyalis caffra is the source of this 441-nucleotide messenger RNA. NCBI's taxonomy places the organism in Eukaryota, Viridiplantae, Streptophyta, Magnoliopsida, Malpighiales, Salicaceae. The record is from the annotation of a GenBank genome assembly.